Messenger RNA from Centruroides sculpturatus (bark scorpion), 832 nucleotides. RefSeq lists its product as uncharacterized. The record is from RefSeq and is a predicted model, not a curated record. The transcript is spliced from 5 exons. The coding region runs from base 230 to 682 and encodes 150 amino acids. NCBI's taxonomy places the organism in Eukaryota, Metazoa, Arthropoda, Arachnida, Scorpiones, Buthidae.
UCGUAAAUUAUUCCGGUCACGGCGGAUAAGUGCGCAGUACGUCUUCCUCCCUCGCGGCCGUUUCUCUAACCGGUCUUCGCUUCUAAAGCUCAACGUUAUAAAGUCUUUCCUGCCCGCUCCUAUUAACAGGGCUUUUUAACGUCUGCCCGACCGUCCGAGCCCGGGAAUAUUAAGCGGUAUCCGCUAUGGCCAAAGUAAAGGGUGCCGGAUAAAAGCCCGCCUUAACGAAAUGUGGAAGCCGGCCGGAAUUUUCCUGCUGCUGCUGCUGGUCCGGGUGUCCCAGACGGGUCUGUCGGCCCGCCUGGCUCGGCAAGUCCCACCCUCGGACGAGAAGAACGAAAUCCCCGGACCCCGGACCGACCGAACCGACCCGCCGGAAGAAUUUCCCGACGACGACGACGGAGAGGACGAACUGUCCUUCCGCUUCUUCGUCGACCCCUUCCGCCAUUUCGACGCCGUGUUCCAACAGUUCGAAGACGCCAUGAAGAGGAUCUACUCUCUGUUCAACCAAACCGCCUCCCUGCCCGACGACUUUCGCAACACUUCCAGCGAAAUAAUAGAAGUCAACGGAAGGAAGUACAACGUCAGCAGAAGCGUGUUGGAGAAGACCGACAACCGCAGCCAGAUUUUGGUCCAUUCCGUCUCCGUCUUCCCUUCCGACCGCAAAAAGAGAAACGUCUAACCUUUAACCCGCCACGCCCGGACUUUUCGCAGUGAAAAUACAGAAGUAAUCCGGAAUGCGGGCGGACCUUUCUCCCAGCCGAGAGGGUGGACCGGCUUCUCGUUUUGUAGCCGUUUUCUUUUUGCCAUUAAACUUGUUUUUCCAAUCGCC